Messenger RNA from Penicillium antarcticum, 276 nucleotides. Its product is annotated as DUF1962 domain-containing protein. The transcript has 2 exons. The record is from RefSeq and is a predicted model, not a curated record. NCBI's taxonomy places the organism in Eukaryota, Fungi, Ascomycota, Eurotiomycetes, Eurotiales, Aspergillaceae. Bases 1 to 276 code for a protein of 91 amino acids.
AUGAAGUUCACCGCACUCCUCUUCACUCUCAUGGCUGCUGCCACCGUCAGUGCUUCACCGGCCGACGACCCACAAAUUCUGGACGUUUGUGGCUCCGGCUACGGUGGUGACCAAAGACGUACAAACAGUGGUUGCCAAUCUUCAAACGGAGACCGACACUUUUGUGGUUGUGACAGGACCGGCGUGGUCGAGUGCAAGGGUGGAAAGUGGACGGAGAUCCAAGACUGCCACAAGAGCUCCUGCCACGGUAGCAACCAAGGUGGAGCCGUCUGCUAA